Galleria mellonella (greater wax moth) is the source of this 1170-nucleotide messenger RNA. It is a transcript of the gene CycH, whose product is annotated as cyclin-H. Gene Ontology annotation, cellular component: transcription factor TFIIK complex; nucleus. Bases 141 to 1118 code for a protein of 325 amino acids. Gene Ontology annotation, biological process: regulation of transcription by RNA polymerase II; regulation of cyclin-dependent protein serine/threonine kinase activity; DNA-templated transcription. Gene Ontology annotation, molecular function: cyclin-dependent protein serine/threonine kinase regulator activity. The record is from RefSeq and is a predicted model, not a curated record. The transcript has a single exon. Lineage: Eukaryota; Metazoa; Arthropoda; Insecta; Lepidoptera; Pyralidae.
CAAAACUCAAAAUUUUAUUUGCAAUUGUCAUAAAAUUUGAAAAAGUCCAGCGAAUAGUUCGUCGGUGGAUUGUGGUCUUUUAUAGAUAUUUUUGUUUGUUUUCUUUCGAAUAACUUUCAUGACUUUUUAAUAUUAAUAAAAUGUUUUCCACAAGCACACAGAGAAAAUUUUGGACAUUCAGUGACGAGACUGAACUAGCCCGUCUUCGAGAAAAACAUAAUUUGCAAUACAUUUCAAAGCAUGGAUCUAAUACUGAUGAAUAUCAGCCGUAUAAUAUUUUCCUGUCCCCUGAGGAAGAGGGACUGCUGUUAAAACAAUACGAGCUUCAUAUGAAAGAGUUUUGCAAAAGAUUCAGUCCACCGAUGCCAAAGGGCGUCGUAGGAACUGCGUUCCAUUACUUUAAACGUUUUUAUUUGUACAAUUCUACAAUGGACUAUCAUCCGAAAGAAAUUCUGGCUACUUGUGUUUAUUUAGCGUGCAAAGUGGAAGAAUUCAACGUGUCUAUAGGUCAGUUUGUUGCUAAUAUAAAAGGAGACAGGGAGAAAGCGUCGGAUAUUAUAUUAAAUAAUGAAUUGUUGUUGAUGCAGCAAUUAAACUAUCAUUUGACUAUUCACAAUCCCUUCAGGCCGGUAGAAGGCUUUCUUAUUGACAUAAAAACGAGAUGUACACUUCCUAAUCCGGAACGGUUAAGAAGUGGUAUUGACGAAUUUCUUGAAAAAGUGUUUUUGACUGAUGCAUGUUUGUUGUAUGCUCCAUCUCAGAUUGCUUUGGCUGCUGUUCUUCACUCAGCGAGCAAGGAACAAGAGAACCUGGAUAGUUAUGUCACGGAGAUAUUAUUUAUAGAUGCGGGUCCAGACAAACUAGCUAUUUUGAUUGAGGCCGUGCGUAAAAUUCGUUCUUUAGUCAAAAUGGUGGAGAAUCCAGUACGAGAGAGAGUCAAAAUUAUUGAAAAGAAACUGGACAGGUGCCGCAAUCAAGAAAACAAUCCAGACAGUGAAAUUUACAAAAGAAGAAUGAGGGAAACUUUGGAUGAGGAUGACAUGCCAUAUUCAGGCACAAGUAGAAUGUCUUUAGAUACAAGUGGAGUUACUCAAGUUUUGUCUCCAUCAGCUUCUUAAUUAUAGACUAUAAAUGUAUAUUGACUCUAUUAAAUAUAAUUAAAUAAAUUUA